Stereum hirsutum FP-91666 SS1 is the source of this 820-nucleotide messenger RNA. RefSeq lists its product as uncharacterized. Bases 298 to 639 code for a protein of 113 amino acids. The transcript is spliced from 5 exons. The record is from RefSeq and is a predicted model, not a curated record. NCBI's taxonomy places the organism in Eukaryota, Fungi, Basidiomycota, Agaricomycetes, Russulales, Stereaceae.
AAUACUUAGGUCGCAUCGGUCGCUCAUAUCCGAGUUCUCCGUGGUGUGCGAGACUAUGAGUAGUUUUUACUACACCGAGGAAGUUAAAGACACCAGGCCAGGGAAGCAUGCAUAUGUCCACCAGACCACGGCCUUCAUGACACGCUCGAAAGAGGUUCCUUAACAUCUUUGCGCAAUGGUGUGAUUGUCCCCAUCACUGUGAGACGACCGGUGUACAAUAGCGGACAUGUUGCGGACCAGGCUGUAGCCUAGAAUUCCUAGGAUCUUGGCGACUCACAGGUCCUCUCGUGGGCCGAGAUGAAAGAACGUAGUAAGCGAAUAAAACUAGGUGUAGCAGUAUAUAACGCCUUCUACCCAUGGACUCUUUUUGACAUCCCUCGCUCUCGGUUUUUCUCUGCCUGUGAGGAUAACACAUCUUCGAUCAUCCCCAGUCUCAAUCGACGAAUCUUGAACAUGCAACUCUUCGCUAAGAUCCAGUUCUUCGCCAUUGCCGUCGCCGCCUUCAGCGGUACCCUCUCUUCCGCCGCCGUGCUAGAGAAGCGAUGCGCGAACGUUGGGAGUGUGUGCCUCUUAGACGGUGAUUGCUGUUCCCUCCUCGGCAUCGUCCCUUCUCAGUGUAUCGGUCUGAUCUGCGUUUAAUGACAGUGGUGGUCUACCACGUAGUCAGCGAUUUGGUAUCCGCAAGUCAUUGAUACUCUGUGGUGUUGAUGUCAACGACGAAUGGAUAUGAAGGCGAGCCUUGUGUUCGUGUGUACUGGUAGAAUCGACUUGGCGUCUAUAUGCUGUAUUUUGAUGGGAAGAAUGAACAGUGGACAAUGGC